Paramuricea clavata is the source of this 1172-nucleotide messenger RNA. NCBI's taxonomy places the organism in Eukaryota, Metazoa, Cnidaria, Anthozoa, Malacalcyonacea, Plexauridae. The record is from the annotation of a GenBank genome assembly.
AUGCUAUACCUGUCAGCACCUUGCAUGGGCAUUGGGCUAGAAACUGCAGAGCAUCAUGGCCAGUCGGUUAUCGGCCUAACGGAAGUGGCUUCACAUUUGCCAAUCCAACACAUGAAAACAGAGCAGGAGGAGCAGGAGGAAGUACAAGUGGACGAUGAAAAUAAUGACAACCUCAAAGACUGGCUUUAUCAGGUAUUAGAAAAUGAACAUGAGUGUGAAUUAGAAACAGUUGUAAUGCCUUCAGUUAAGGGAAGACUGAAAGAACAUAUUACAUUUUGGAUAAAAAUUGGCGCGCCAAAUUUUCUCCUUUCCGUGAUUCAAGAAGGGCAUAAAAUACCAUUUAUAGAAACUCCACUAACGCUUAUUUGCGAAACAACAAGUCUGCUUUACUACAAAGAUUUUGUACAACAAGUGAUUUCAGAGUUACUGCAAUCCAAUAAGGCAACUAAAACAAGUAGUAUGCCACACAUCAUGCAUCCAUUAUCUGUUUCAGUCCAAUCCUCCAGAAAGUUACGGCUUAGUUUGGAUUUCAGGCAUGUAAACAAUUAUGUACGAAAACAAAACAUUAAACUGGAAAACUGAUUUGACAUAUUUUCACAAAAGUUGCUUUAUGAUUUCCUUUGACCAGAAAAGUGGUUAUCACCUCAUUGACAUUCAUCCUGGUUCCCAAACAUUCCUAGGGUUUGCUUGGAAGAUACCUGAUAUCCCCAUCUAGUUGCAAACGAAAAAAAAUGUAUCUGGCAACUGUGUCAAGAAAUAGUUUGGCUCGGUCUGAUACAGGCAUAUUCCAAACUAUUGAGUAUUUGAAAUAGCAGAAAUGUUAUAUAUCGGCUGCCAGGAAAGAUUAUUUCCACUACUUUUUGGGACGCUGAUCCCUGUAAUAAUGCUCCAAUAUAAUGUAAAGGUUCCAAUCUGAUUAAAGAAGAUGUGUACAUGAUAUACUUUGGAAUUUCCCAUAUUGAUCAUAUUCUGUUGUUUUAUUUUGUUUGUGUUAGAUGUUAAGCGAGUGUGCAGUGUGGGAAAACGUUCCCAGCCAUGUGAGACCUGACACCAAGGUAUUUGGUUUUCUGCUAAAUGACCAUCAUAGAUUUUCUGCUAAAAUCAAGGCAGAUACUACCUCUAAACAGCACCUAGAAGAAAUUCGAAAGUUACUGAAGUGGAUGAGUUACUGA